AUGGGGCCGAGGACUUCCAGUUGCUUUAAGAAUAUUACGCUGCUGUUGACCAUUACUCUGAGCUUCUUGGCGUUGAUCUUUGACUUGCCGCAAUUUUCGAUUGAGAUCUUCGAUCCUUUCUUCGAGAGCAGCGCGCUGAGCUUCGCUUUCGUGCUUUUGUUGAAGAGCACUGCGCUCUUGUCGUUCCCGAGCUUGUAUUUGCUCUGCAAGUUCCUUACGUGCUUCCUCAAGUCUCGAGGACAAAUUCGCAAUUUCCCCUGCCUGACGAGUCUCUCGUUCGUGAGCACGUUCGCGAAUAUUCUCGUCUACCACUCUCUUAGAUUCAACAGCAGUAUUGCCCAGAGAAGCAAGUUCCCCCUAUUGUAA
Messenger RNA from Aspergillus fumigatus Af293, 366 nucleotides. RefSeq lists its product as uncharacterized. The record is from RefSeq and is a predicted model, not a curated record. NCBI's taxonomy places the organism in Eukaryota, Fungi, Ascomycota, Eurotiomycetes, Eurotiales, Aspergillaceae. The transcript is spliced from 2 exons. Bases 1 to 366 code for a protein of 121 amino acids.